This is a messenger RNA of Spea bombifrons (plains spadefoot toad), 2533 nucleotides long. It is a transcript of the gene U2AF2, whose product is annotated as U2 small nuclear RNA auxiliary factor 2. Gene Ontology annotation, biological process: mRNA processing. Gene Ontology annotation, molecular function: poly-pyrimidine tract binding; pre-mRNA 3'-splice site binding. NCBI's taxonomy places the organism in Eukaryota, Metazoa, Chordata, Amphibia, Anura, Pelobatidae. Gene Ontology annotation, cellular component: nucleus; U2AF complex; commitment complex. The transcript has 11 exons. The record is from RefSeq and is a predicted model, not a curated record. Bases 104 to 1501 code for a protein of 465 amino acids.
CGGCAACAGUCGAAGCUUUUUGAUAAAGUGUAGUGGCCGUGCUUCGUCUUCCUCGAGUGAAGAAUAGCGUGGAGCGGCCUUGAAGAGUCGCCCUCGAUAAAACAUGUCUGACUUCGAUGAGUUUGAGCGGCAGCUUAACGAAAAUAAGCAAGAGCGUGACAAGGAGAAUCGUCAUCGAAAACGCAGCCAUAGCCGCUCUAGAAGCCGUGAACGAAAACGUCGGAGUCGCAGCAGAGACCGAAGAGCUAGAGAGCAGCGCAGUGGCUCCAGGGAUCGGAGGCGACGCAGUCGGUCACCAAGGCAUGAAAAGAAGAAGAAGGUCCGUAAAUACUGGGAUGUCCCCCCUCCUGGUUUUGAACAUAUCACACCAAUACAGUACAAAGCCAUGCAAGCUGCAGGCCAGAUUCCUGCUACAGCUCUUCUUCCAACAAUGACACCUGAUGGUUUGGCGGUUACACCCACACCUGUGCCUGUUGUGGGUAGUCAGAUGACUAGACAAGCUCGCCGCCUUUAUGUUGGAAACAUACCCUUUGGCAUCACUGAGGAGGCUAUGAUGGAUUUCUUUAAUGCACAAAUGCGCCUUGGUGGAUUAACACAAGCCCCUGGAAACCCAGUCCUUGCAGUCCAAAUUAAUCAAGACAAGAACUUUGCUUUUCUGGAGUUCCGUUCUGUUGAUGAGACGACACAGGCAAUGGCAUUUGAUGGCAUAAUUUUCCAGGGCCAAUCACUUAAGAUUCGACGCCCACAUGAUUACCAGCCUUUGCCUGGCAUGUCUGAAAACCCAUCUGUAUAUGUACCAGGAGUGGUAUCCACUGUUGUCCCAGACUCUGCACACAAGCUUUUCAUUGGAGGUUUACCCAACUAUCUGAAUGAUGACCAGGUAACCAUGGCGUCCUUAAGCCUAUGGGUUAAAGAAUUGCUGACAUCUUUUGGACCUUUAAAAGCAUUUAAUCUUGUUAAAGACAGUGCGACAGGGCUUUCAAAAGGAUAUGCUUUUUGUGAAUAUGUGGAUAUAAACGUAACAGACCAGGCCAUAGCUGGGUUAAACGGGAUGCAGUUGGGAGACAAAAAGCUUUUGGUUCAAAGAGCAAGUGUUGGGGCAAAAAAUGCAACACUGAGCACAAUAAACCAGACUCCUGUGACCCUUCAAGUUCCUGGAUUAAUGAGUUCACAGGUUCAAAUGGGUGGGCAUCCCACAGAGGUUUUAUGUCUUAUGAAUAUGGUGCUGCCAGAAGAACUCUUGGAUGAUGAUGAAUAUGAAGAAAUAGUAGAGGAUGUAAGGGAGGAAUGCAGUAAAUACGGCAUAGUCAAGUCCAUUGAAAUUCCACGGCCAGUUGAUGGUGUUGAGGUACCGGGUUGUGGAAAGAUCUUUGUGGAAUUCACAUCUGUGUUCGAUUGCCAGAAAGCCAUGCAAGGACUCACAGGACGCAAAUUUGCUAAUAGGGUUGUGGUUACAAAAUACUGUGAUCCUGAUGGCUAUCACCGCCGAGACUUCUGGUAGCUGAAGAUACGAAUAAACCAAUGAGCUGGGUUUGAGUGGGAGGUGGAAACACAACAGGACUUUUUAAAAAAAACUUUUUUUUUCCCCCUCCUAAUAUUUCCCUUUCUUCAACAGAGAAAUUUAAAUAACCACCUCGCUACCCUUUUCAGAACAUAUUAAAUAAGUUUUCAUUGUCAUCUCCACAAUGAGCCUUGGGCAUCUUGACACACUUCCCCUCCCGGAGGACCAUAACAAUUUUUGGUGGUUAUACUGUAGUAAAAUGUUGUCUUUCCUUAAUUUGUGGCAGUUUCCUAUUUGUGAAAGACAAAUCAUUAAAACAUUUUGUUGUAUUUUACUUUUUUGUGUAUUUUUUGCAAUCACAAUUAAACAAUGUUUUCAUCUUAUUGGGUGUUAGGUUUGUGAAUGUUUAAAUUUUUUAAAAAAAUGUUAAAAUGGUAUUCCCCUUGUCUUAAACGGUCUUUUGUGUCAGGGAUGUUUAAACUGUGGGGUAAAUUAAUAUGCGUUCAGACUUGUGGGGGGUGAGAAUAAAACAAUUGCCUGGCACAGAACUCAAAUUUCUAUCCUACAUGAUCAGAAACUUCUUGCCACCGAGUACUGCUGUCAGCUUUAGACCAAGUACUUUCAGCAAAAUCAAUGGGAUUGUUCUGCUGUCACUGAUCAGUGGCAGGAAACCGCUCCCAAUGAACAGUGGGAAUACUUGAAACAUGCAGACUCCUGCAUGCGACAUUCACCAGAGCCCUCCUGGAUUUGCAGGCUAUACAUCACAUGCUGGGAGAUUGACGUUUGGCUGAAUGAAUCUCCUGCGGGGCAUUUAGCCAGGAAGGGGCAAAUGCACUUGGAGAUUCUGCAGAAUCCUCUCAUGCGUUUGCAACAUUGACCAUAUUCAUUAAGAUGUGUUAAGGACAUUAACUGGUAUGUAACAAAAAAUGUUUAAUUGCUUUUAACUGGUGGUUUGACUAAUCAUUGGCCGCGGUCAUAGCUGGCUUUGUAUUUUUCUUUGUUAUGCAAUAAAAGUAGUCAUUUGUCUUAGAA